This is a messenger RNA of Grus americana (Whooping crane), 2133 nucleotides long. RefSeq names its product hydroxysteroid dehydrogenase like 1 (gene HSDL1). NCBI's taxonomy places the organism in Eukaryota, Metazoa, Chordata, Aves, Gruiformes, Gruidae. The transcript has 5 exons. Bases 256 to 1251 code for a protein of 331 amino acids. The record is from RefSeq and is a predicted model, not a curated record. Gene Ontology annotation, molecular function: oxidoreductase activity.
CUGGGGGGGCUGGUUUCCCUCCGUUACAGCCCGGCUGGGGCCAGGGAGGGCCCCGGGCAGGGUCCGGCAGGGCCGGGGCUGAGCGGGGCGGCGGGGCGGGCCGGGCCCGCUGGGGUCCCUCAGCAAGGCCGCGCCCGGAGCCUGCCCUCCCUCCCGGGAGCGGUGAGGCCUGCGGCCCGCAGUGCGCUUGGUCUCGCCAGGCGCGGGGAGGGCGGUGUGUAACGGCCGUAAGGCAAGCGGCGGCUUGUGAUCACCAUGGCUGCAGUGGAUCGUUUCUUCCUCUUGUACAGAGAGAUCAGCCGUUCCUGCAAUUUUUACAUAGAGGCCCUGGCUAUAGUUGGAGCUUGGUACACAGUGAGAAAAUGUGUCUCUCUUGCAUUUGACACUUACAGCAUGCUUAGGUUGCAUUUAAUUCCGAAGCUGGGCGGUGAGAUUGAUCUUGUCAAGCGGUACGGAAAAUGGGCCGUGGUCACUGGUAGCACAGAUGGUAUCGGGAAGGCGUAUGCUGAAGAACUGGCAAAGCGUGGUAUCAACAUCAUCUUAAUCAGCCGAAACAAAGAGAAACUGGAGGCUGUAUCUAGAAGCAUAUCUGAAACCUAUAAAGUGGAAACAGAUUUCAUAGUAGCUGACUUCAGCAAGGGGCGUGAGCCUUAUCCAGCCAUUAAGGAGGCUCUGAAAGACAGAGAAAUUGGCAUUUUGGUGAAUAAUGUAGGAUUGUUUUAUCCCUACCCGGACUAUUUUACCAACCUGUCUGAGGAUAUGCUGUGGGACAUGAUCAACAUAAAUAUUGCUUCUGCUAACAUGAUGAUGCAUAUUGUACUGCCGGGCAUGGUAGAGAGGAAGAAAGGAGCAAUUGUGAAUGUUUCUUCUGCAUCCUGUUGUCAGCCGACACCAAUGUUGACAAUCUAUGGAGCCUCUAAAACCUACUUGGACUACUUCAGCAGAGCACUACAUUAUGAGUAUGCCUCAAAAGGAAUUUUUGUUCAGAGUUUAACGCCAUUUGUAAUUGCUACAAAAAUGGUAGCGUGCAGCAGUGCUGCAUCGAAGAGAUCAUUCUUUUUUCCUUCUGCUGAAGAAUAUGCAAGUCACGCUAUUUCUACUCUUGGGUUAUCCACAAGGACUACUGGUUACUGGAAACAUGCAAUAAAGUUCACGUUGGGCGAGCGCCUACCUGAAUGGAUCUGGGCAUGGUUUGCAAUGUAUUUUUGCAGAAUUGUACGCAAGGAAGCUUUAACAUGCAAAGGGAAGUAAGAAUAUCCAGAUGUCUUGCGUAAUGACUACUAUAUCCUGAUCAGAGUGCUGCAAAACUGUUUAGUGAACCUUGGUGGACUUACUGUAACUUAUCCAUACCUCGAUAAACAAGCUACGUGUAAUCUGCACAUCACAAGUCUGGAUCCUCUCUGUAUCCUUGUAUUAAAUAGCUCCUCCAUUGCUUUCCUCCAUGACAAAGAGCCAAUCUUGUUGAGGUUAAUCUCUGUUCACUUCUUCAAGGUAAUCGGGCAGGAGCAGGUAUAGUUUUAAUUCUGACAGUAUAUGACUGUCUCUUGCAUAGUGCUACAUGAUGUCAACUUGUAAAGUUGACAGAAUUUGAGAAUUCUCCAAAUCUGUCAGAAAUGGGCCCCCUAAAAUCACGCUGUUCAAAAAGACAAUCCUAGUCAACUGUGUUUUCUUCAGUAUGUAGUUCUGUGUAACGUUCCUGUCUUCUAAGGGCAGAUGUUUGUGUGUUUUAAGUGCAAAUGUUGUUGCUUUUGAAUUACAUUAUUUAAGGAACUUCUCAAAAUUAAGAUGUAUGGCAACGUAAUAUUGACUUGGAGGUUGUCUAAGUUACUGAAAAGGUCUUACAGAGCUGUAAAGGAAUUUGGAGAUAAGCCUGUUUGCUGUCUUGUUCCAAGUGUGAAUGAUCUUGAUAAUACUUUAAAUAUUCCUUCAGCAAUCUGAAAUAGGGCUGGAGAAUUGCAUAAAGAGUGUAAAAACACAUUAGCUAAAGAAAAAUACUGAAGAAAUAAUGUUUUGAUUUAAAAAUACUACUGGGUUUCGCAAGAUAAUUUAAAAAAACCCACCUUAUUGCAGUUUUGAUGCUGUAUGAUUUUGGUGCUUUUGUUUAUAAAAAUAAAUAUGUUUAUGUACUUACUA